Messenger RNA from Apis laboriosa (Himalayan honeybee), 1823 nucleotides. Its product is annotated as multiple inositol polyphosphate phosphatase 1-like. NCBI's taxonomy places the organism in Eukaryota, Metazoa, Arthropoda, Insecta, Hymenoptera, Apidae. Bases 77 to 1420 code for a protein of 447 amino acids. The transcript has 9 exons. The record is from RefSeq and is a predicted model, not a curated record. Gene Ontology annotation, molecular function: inositol phosphate phosphatase activity; acid phosphatase activity.
GUGAAGUAGUGUUUGAACAACGAUUGAAACGAUAGCUUAUAUUUACAGAAUAGCUUCUUUCCUAAAGAAAAAUAUAAUGUCAAGUGCGAAAAUCUUUGCGAUAUUGAUCGCAAUUUUUUGUUUGGAAAAUCAUUUAGCUUUAAGCGAAUAUUGUUACGUUGACGAUCGAAAUCCCUUUUUGUUGUUCAGCACGAAAACUGCCUAUGAGCACGUUCAUGGUAUCAUAACCGAUUCCAAACUGCCAAAUUGUAAACCAUUGCAAAUUUGGAUGAUACUCAGACACGGAACUCGGAAUACCGGCAAACAUUGGAUUAAAAAAUUAAAAAAUGACUUGCCACAGAUUCAACGUGCUAUCAUCGAGAAUCACGACAAUUGCAAAUUGUGCGAAAAAGAUUUUAACAGAAUAAAAGAGUGGAACGGAUAUAAACCUCUACAAAAGAAAAAGGCUGCACGAUUGACAAAGCAGGGUAAACAAGACAUGUUUUUCCUUGGCUUACGAUUUAAGAAUUAUUUCCCGGAACUUUUCCAAUCUCGUUCAAGCAACAGUUUGGAGAAACUGUAUCAAUUUAGAUCGACGAAAACUCAACGAACAGUAGCUAGCAUGGAAAAUUUCAUCAAAGGCCUUUUUAACAACGUAACCUUCAACAAUAUAAAAGUUGUAGGAAUCCCUCAAGACACUCUGUUACAAUAUUACAAAAUUUAUGAACCAUAUUUGAACGAAACGGCUAACACAACAGAGAUGUGGGCUGAAAGUGAUGAAUUAACACAAAGCGAUGAAUACAAUCAAAUGAUGAACAACAUUAGUCAACGGCUUGGCUUGUCAAACAAUAUAUCGGAAGAAGUUUUCACUCAAAUCGAAGACGUGUACACCAUUUGCCUGUUCGAGAGCGCUUGGUACAUCAACGAAAAAUCUCCCUGGUGCGCCCCGUUUACAAAGGAAGAUAUAGAAUGGUUUCAGUACAGGGAUGAUAUGUAUUUUUAUUAUCUUUACGGUUAUGGUCAGCAAAUGAGAAACGAUGUUGGGUGUCCACCGUUGAAGGAUCUCUUCAAUCAUUUUUCAAAUUUGGAAAAUGGAAAUAAGGACGAACCGAAAGGUAUUUUUUACUUCACCCACAGUGCUGCUCUUCAAUUGCUCCUGUCCACGUUGGGAUACGCGAAAGACUCGGAGCCUUUGGUACACGAUACGAACAUCGAUAAGGCGAAAACAAGAAAAUGGUACACAGCGAAUCUGACGCCAUUCGCUGCGAAUUUAGCGGCCAUUUUUUACAAAUGCGAUGAAGGUUUCAAGGUGAAACUUUAUUUAAACGAGAGACCAUUAGAUUUCGAAGGAUGCCCCCGAGGCACGUGCGAAUGGACUCAUUUCAAGAAGAUAUUGAAGAAUAUUGCGAUCAACUGUGAAAUGGAUAAAAAUGACAUGUAAUUAUCGUUAAAUUUUUGUUUUAAAAUCAUCGUAUGACAAACGUCACGUGAAAGAUACCUGAACGUAUAUGUACACGUUGAAAUCAACGAAGCUAUGACGGCGACCUUAUAUUACUGUCAUACGAAGCUGGCAUGAUGAACGAUACGGUCAUACGUUAUGACACUUUCAAAUUUAGUCACGUUUGCAUUAUCGUUAAAAUUAUUAUGCCCCAUCUUUGGAGAUUUUAAUUCGUGCGUAUUGUUUGAUAGUUAUUUCUUUUAUUUCUUUAAUCCAAUUCACAGAUUUUUACAAAUGUAAUUUAUGUGCCACACAAAUUUAGAAUAUCAGGGUUAAUGUAUUAAAUAAGUUGUUUUAUAUGAUAUAUUUUAUACAACCUUCUUUAAUAAAUUAUACGAUUAUUUGA